Molecule: messenger RNA, 3876 nt
Organism: Cydia splendana
Lineage: Eukaryota; Metazoa; Arthropoda; Insecta; Lepidoptera; Tortricidae
Product: probable ATP-dependent RNA helicase DDX43
Exons: 1
Coding region: 98-2320 (740 amino acids)
Molecular function (GO): RNA binding; ATP binding; RNA helicase activity
Source: RefSeq, a predicted model, not a curated record
AACCUUAAUAUAGACUUGCUAGUCGCGCGUACCUAAUAAAACUAAUAAGGAAAAUUAUACGAGUACUCUAAAGGUUUGGUAUAUUUAUAAAACCAAAAUGGCAGACGACGAAUGGCAAGAUGAACCGGGCGCGGCGAUGCCUUCAGCACCCAUAUCUUCAGGAUACGACAGCCGUCCGAGAGGAGGUGGCAGAGGCAGAGGACGCAGUAACGAUUCCAAUUGGAGAGCACGUGGCCCUCAGACUAGUAGCUACGACGACCGGCGCGACAAUAGAGACAGAGAUCGUCGGGAUGGCGGCGACCGGCGCAACGGAGAUCGCCGGAAUUUUUCACGACAAGACGAAGGUAACAGAAAAGUAAUUUCAGUCCCUUCCUCAAAGAUCGGUCGCGUAAUCGGUAAAGGCGGGUCUAAAAUCAGAGAUCUGGAAUUUGAAUCUGAGGCUAAAGUCAAAAUCGGAGAUACUAACGGCGACGAAACUGAAAUUACGCUGACGGGUACUGAUGAGGCUAUUGCAAAGGUUGAGGACAUGAUUCAAGAUCUCGUCAAAGACUAUAAGCCUGCUGGAUCACGAGAUUUGAACACCAGUAACAGCAGUAAUCAGUCUGGCGAGUUUUUGAAAAAAAAUGAAAAUGGUGUGGAAGUUAUUGACUGGUCCAAGUUGAAUUCGUUUUAUGAAGACAGUCAGAAGGAGCGAUGGAGCAAGCUACCGCCUAUUGUCAAAGAUUUCUAUAAGGAAGAUCCUCAAGUAGCUGCAAUGCCCCCUGCUGAAGUUAGUCGCUGGCGUAAAGCAAACCAUGAUAUUCAAGUAAAGAGAACUUUUGAUGAAAAACCUGGUUUAAGGCCUAUUCCUAAUCCAGUUCUGACAUUUGAACAAGCAUUCCAGCACUACCCUGACAUUCUGGAGGAAAUUUAUAAGCAGGGCUUUAAGCAACCCUCUCCAAUUCAAAGCCAAGCUUGGCCAGUUCUACUAAGAGGUGAUGAUUUAAUAGGCAUUGCUCAAACUGGUACUGGCAAGACAUUAGCUUUCCUUCUGCCAGCUCUAAUACAUAUUGAUGGUCAGACUACCCCAAGAGAAGAGAGAGAAGGUCCAUCAGUCCUUAUAUUGGCUCCCACCAGGGAGCUUGCUAUACAGAUUGACAAAGAGGCAUCCAAGUAUCAAUACCGAGGCAUUAAGUCAGUGUGCUUAUAUGGAGGGGGAGACCGUAAAGAACAAAUCAAAGUAGUGUCCAAAGGUGUAGACAUUGUGAUUGCUACUCCUGGACGACUGAAUGACCUUAUAAUGGCUAGGCACCUGAACAUCAUAAACUUCUCCUACAUUGUCCUUGAUGAAGCUGACAGAAUGUUAGACAUGGGCUUUGAACCUCAAAUCAGAAAAUCCUUGUUUGAUGUCAGACCUGACCGCCAGACAGUAAUGACCUCAGCCACCUGGCCCACAGGUGUGCGGCGCUUAGCAGAGUCCUAUAUGCAGGACCCUAUCCAGGUUAAUGUUGGAUCACUGGAUCUUGCAGCUGUUCACACAGUGACACAAAAAGUUGUAUUUGUUGAGGAAGAUGACAAAGAGCAAUAUCUUCUAGAUUUCUUAAACAACAUGGAGCCUACAGACAAGGUGAUUGUAUUCUGUGGUAAGAAGGCAACAGCAAACCACAUUUCUACUGAACUGGCAAUAAGAAACAUUAGUUGCCAAGCUUUGCAUGGAGACAGAGACCAGAGUGAUCGAGAAGCGGCUUUAGAGGAAAUGGUUGAUGGGACAGUGAACAUUUUAAUUGCCACUGAUGUUGCUUCCAGAGGAAUAGAUAUCAAGGACCUUACUCACGUUAUUAACUUGGAUUUUCCGCGUCACAUUGAAGAGUACGUGCACAGAGUAGGCAGGACUGGUCGGGCAGGAAAGACAGGCAUUUCACUGUCAUUGAUAGCGAGGAAUGAUUGGGCACACGCAAGGGAAUUGAUAAAAAUUCUUGAGGAGGCUAAUCAGGAAGUUCCUGACGAAUUGGAGCAAAUGGCACAGCGGUUUGAAGCCAUGAAGUUGCGUCGCGACGCUGAAGGAGGCGGGCGUGGAGGCCGUGGCGGCGGACGUGGUCGUGGAGGUCGUGGAGGAGGUUAUGGCGGUGGCGGUCGCGAUGGAGGCUACGGCGGUGGCGGCCACGAUGGAGGCUACGGCGGUGGCGGCCGCGAUGGAGGCUACGGCGGUGGCAGCCGCGAUGGAGGCUACGGCGGUGGCGGCCGCGAUGGAGGCGGUCGCGAUGGUGGUUACGGCGGUGGGGGUCGCGAUGGUGGUUACGGAGGUGGCGGUGGAUAUGGUGGGAGAAGAGACAGAUAUUAGUUUCCUUCUCAAUUUUUGACUGUUAAUGAGGGUCUCAAAAAUAAUAUCAAUUCUUACAGCAUGUUAUGCUAAAGAAUCGAUUUAAGUCACAAAAUGUUCAGUCUUCCAAUGCUAGACUACAAAAAAGUUUUAAGAACUCUCAAGAUUUACCAUCUCAACUUGGCUACUUUUUUGAAACAUCCGAUCUAUCCGCUACUAUUACUACCCGCCCCUCUUUAAUAUUACUUAUAUACCUAGUUGUAUUUGUGUUUUUUUUUUCAGACUGAAAAUAAGCCAAGGGCUUAAAAUAUGUUCAGUUAGUUAUAUAUUGUUUAUUUUUGUUUAUCUCUUGUUGCGAGUCAAUGAAGAUGACUGUGAUCUGACAGUAGACUGUUGUAACAAUAUGCGUUAUAGUUUAUAAGGUAUACAUUGGAAUCUUGCAUGCAAUUCACGGCAAACUAGGCUGGAAGGUCAACAGAACUACAAGCAUGAAAAUACCAAAAAUACUUAGGCAAAGCUAAUAUUGGCUAUAUUAUGAACACGCCACAGUGCAUCUGAAGAUAUAUUUAAGCAUCUCAGCUUCUUCAAUACAGAUACAGGUAUGGUGACUUAUCGACGCUUAAGAAUCAAUUAUACUGUCUAUAGUUCGUUUUUUUUAGCAUUAGAAAGAACUUGAAAGAAGGUAAGCGAUUUUGACAUGUCUUUUAAUUGAAAAACGCUUUUUCAAAAUCAAUAACUAUUACUUAUGAAAGGAGAAGAAUAUAAAUGAUCGUAUUAGAUUCAUAAUUGUUACAUAUUUGCCGUAACUUAUUUUUAAAAUGUGUUUUUCAAUUAAAAGACACAUCAAGAUUGUUUACCUUAUUUCUAAUGCUAAAAAAGACGAACUAUAAGUAACAAAAAUACAAUUUCACAGGAUGCGUAAAAAACGAUUUAAAAAUUUGAAUUUCAAAUUAUUGAAAGACGAUUAAAAUGAACGUAAUACGUAUUUUUUUAUCAUUUUAGUCGUCUUUCAAUAUUUUCAAUAAUUUGAAAUUCAAAUCUUUAAAUCGUUUUUUACGCUUCCUGUAAAAUUGUAUUUUUGUUACUUAGACAGUAUUGAUUCUUAAGCGUCGUUAUGCACCAUUUACAUCCAUUUAUUUAUGUGUUCCUGACGUUCUGUAUGUGUCUUUAGGUUCUUGGCCACAAAGAGCAAAACAAGCUAGAGGAGUCUUUAUGCGACUAAGAACGCAAAGACACGUUCGAAACGUCUGUACAAUUAUAAGUAUAAGCGAUUGAGGUUGUUAUGUUAAAAUGUGUGAAUAUCGCGAAAGUUGAAAUCAAUACAAACUACUUUUUUGAUGUAUGCGUGUAUACCUACCGCAUUAUUUUUAUAAUAAUUAUACAAGCAAAUAAGUUUUCUAAUAUCUAAUUUGCCGUAAAUUGCGAAUAGUUACCAAUCCUUGUUUAUAAGUUUAUAUAACAUUGUCAGUAAGAAAGGACCAUCUGAAUUUAUGAUAAAGGUGUAUUUCUGAAAUCCUGUUAGUUGAUUCAAAUAAAAAGCAUUUUAGUUUGGUUUAUCAUGUAUAUUGUUAACAUUA